CUGACAGCAAUUAUUGAUCUUUACCUUUAGUAUUCUAUUAAAAAUUGUUACAAGACAGUACUAUUAUACAUCGAAUUUCUUUUCUUCCAUCGUUCUCUUUGUUGGCAACAAUGUCCAACGGUGCUGAAGGUUGAUGUCUGUGUAUUAGCGCUGUGUAUGGUAAAGACGUAGACGACGCCCUGCCACCACGCGAUUUCCUAACCAUCCUGGAAUGCAAUAACAUGACUAGUAAUGGAUUUGAGCAUUCCGUGAAGGUACCAAGAUUGUAUAAGAUCGUGAAGAACAUCGUGCAGAAAGUACAGGAGGAAGGUGCCAGUCUGAAGCAGUUGGUAUAUGAGAAUAAACAUCCUAAUAUUCGUGGGUUGUAUGCUCUGGCAUUGACCACUCUUCAGAAUGGCUCUCAUUUGGAUCACCUCAUUCGGAGCACUCGAAUCUUAUUUGAAGAGCCUCGCCUUGAUCCCUGGCUUGCGAGGGUUCUCAUUACUGAGUUAUUGUGGGGAAAGCAGCGCUUACAAUCUGAAUCUAAACCUGUGAAAACAAUUCUUUUGUACCAAACUAAAUUGCAAAAAUAUCUGAAAGAAAUUGUUCUUUCAAGUCCAUCAGUAUUCAAGAAAGUGGAUAAACCGCGCUAUGUACGCGUCAAUACUCUUUAUAUGAGUGUAAGUGAUGUCAUUUCGGCAUUUGCCGAGGAAGGAUGGAAUAUAUUACCCAAAUCGGCCAAUUACGAUCAGUUUAUUGAGAGCAUCUCGAAUCUGACCGAACCAAAUUUUGUAAGGGACAUACAUAUUCCUGAGUUACUCAUUUUUCCAUCGGGAACACCUUUCCACGAUCAUGAGGCCUAUAACAAGGGAGCCAUAGUUCUUCAAGAUAAGGCCAGUUGUUUUCCUGCUUUUCUACUUGGAGCUACUCCUGGAUCUGUCGUAAUGGAUAUGUGCGCGGCACCUGGAAUGAAGACAACCCAUUUAGCAGCUAUUCUGCAAAACAAGGGAAAAAUUUACGCAGUCGAACGCGACUUGAGGAGAUAUGAAACUCUUCGAAAGAUGCUGGAAGCAACGAAAUGUUCCUGUGUUGAAAGUAUCAAUGCAGACGUAAUCACAAUAGAUUCCAGCAAGUGUCCUGAUGUCGAAUAUAUCCUCGUCGAUCCCAGUUGUUCUGGAUCAGGAAUGACUGACAGACUUGAAGUGGAUGGUGUCAAACAGGCAAAGUGUGCACCAGCUCGUAUAAAGAGUCUUCAAUCAUUUCAAGUAUUAAUUUUAAGACACGCCCUUUUGAAUUUUCCCAAAGCCAAACGAAUUGUGUACUCCACUUGUUCUAUCUAUCCGGAAGAGAACGAGCAGGUUGUAGAUGAAGUUCUUUCUACCGUCGGAGAUGCUUACAGACUUGUACCAGUUGGCACGAUCCUCGAUGGGAAUUGGCGAAAUUUUAGCUCUAAGGAUUAUGCGUGCGAGGAUAAAUGUCUUUAUGCUCGAUCUGAGACUGAUAUGACGAAUGGGUUCUUUGUUGCGAUAUUCGAGAGAAAUUUUGAAGUUCCUUUACCGGAGUCUGGACGAAAAAAGAAGAAGAUUGAGCUCCACGAAGAAAACAAAGGCAGCGUAAGUAGCGAAAAGGAGAAGAAGAAGAAGCAAAAGAAAAAAAGAAGAAAUGCGGAGGAGUCAGAAUCUGUACCAAAUGUGGAUCCUGUACCAAAAGACACGUCCAACGCAAGUGACGCAAUGACUGUCGAUAAUAGUACAGACAGUGCAAUGUACAGAAAAGAAAAAAAGAAGAAUAGAAAAAAAAGAAAAAGAACUGCUGAUACAAAUUUUACUACUAUAAACGAAGACUCUACGACGUAAGAUGAGCUACCUGCAAAUUACAUGAUGACCAUCAUUAUCGUAAUUAACGAAUCAAAGAAAUCGUAGGACAAUGUACGUUUCUAAUAAACUAUACAUUUUUUGACUUUACUAUACCGCA
Messenger RNA from Cephus cinctus (wheat stem sawfly), 1953 nucleotides. RefSeq names its product probable 28S rRNA (cytosine-C(5))-methyltransferase (gene Nsun5). The transcript is spliced from 7 exons. Bases 222 to 1835 code for a protein of 537 amino acids. Gene Ontology annotation, cellular component: nucleolus. The record is from RefSeq and is a predicted model, not a curated record. Lineage: Eukaryota; Metazoa; Arthropoda; Insecta; Hymenoptera; Cephidae. Gene Ontology annotation, biological process: rRNA base methylation. Gene Ontology annotation, molecular function: methyltransferase activity.